AUGGAUUCUGAAGUUGCACCAAAGUUUGCGCCCUUUAUUGGCAUGGGUGGCAUUGCUGCGGCAAUGGUAUUCGGAUCUAUCGGUGCUGCAUAUGGAACCGCGAAAUCCGGCAUUGGUAUUGCGGGUGUGGGAACGUUUCGACCUGACCUGAUCAUGAAGUGUCUGAUUCCUGUCGUCAUGUCAGGUAUCAUCGCUGUUUACUCUUUAGUGAUUUCGGUCCUCAUCGCAGAAGACUUAACGCCGCCGUCUGUGGGCAGCUACAGCUUGUUCGCCGGGUUUUUACACCUUGGUUGUGGUAUCGCUGUAGGCAUGACAGGUCUAGCUGCAGGAUAUUGCAUUGGCGUCGUCGGCGAAGCUGGCGUCCGUGCGUAUAUGGAGCAGUCGAGAGUAUUCGUGGGCAUGGUGUUGAUUUUGAUUUUUGGAGAGGUUCUCGGGCUUUACGGGCUCAUCGUCGCGCUUCUCCUCAACACACAAAGCAAGGGCUAA
Messenger RNA from Beauveria bassiana ARSEF 2860, 486 nucleotides. Its product is annotated as V-type ATPase. The transcript has 6 exons. Lineage: Eukaryota; Fungi; Ascomycota; Sordariomycetes; Hypocreales; Cordycipitaceae. Gene Ontology annotation, biological process: proton transmembrane transport. Gene Ontology annotation, cellular component: proton-transporting V-type ATPase, V0 domain. The record is from RefSeq and is a predicted model, not a curated record. Gene Ontology annotation, molecular function: proton-transporting ATPase activity, rotational mechanism. Bases 1 to 486 code for a protein of 161 amino acids.